AUGGAGGCAAUGCCAUUUCAAUGGUUGCAGUCAAUACCCCCAGUGACACGGACAUAUGUGGCAUGUUCCACUGCCCUCUCCUUGGCCGACUACAUGGGCUACAUAAAAGUGUCUGAUAUUUUUUUGAGUCCAAACAGCUCAUUUGGGUUAAAUCAAUUGUGGCGAAUACUUUUGAAUACAGCAUAUAACGGAACGUUCUCUUUUGAAUUUUGCACAAGGUUGUACCUUUUCACAAGCUACUCAAAUUGGGUGGAGACUUACGUAAAUUCUCCACGACAUUACAUUUGGACGCUUUUUGUCCUUAUUUUUAUGAUCAACCUGUAUUCAGCCUUCAUCAAGAACUUGGGCUUGAUUGGACCUGUUUUGAAAGAUACGUUAUUGUGUAUAUGGUCCAGAAAACAAAGCGAUGAUGAGGUUUUCUUUUUCAUCAUAUCCCUGAAGGUUCGUUGGUUACCUUGGGCCACGUAUCUUCUCGACUCAUCCAUUAAUUACAGAGAAGACCCUAAAAGGUUUAUUGCGGGACCAGCAGGAUUAAUUAUUGGUCAUUGUUUUUGGUUUAUAAACGAGGAACUGCCAAGAUUGCAUGGCAACAAAUCUUUCUUGAGACCAGUAUGGGAGUGGGAAAUCUUCAACCUAGAAACCAUAAAACCCGAGGAAAAUGGAUUAGAAGAAACGACAGAGACCGGUCAAAUGGAUUUGGCCCAAGUCGAUUUACAAGACCAUCAAGGGGAAAAUCAACUUGAAGAAAAUCUCGAAGGCCAUCUCCGAGAGAUGCCACUACAACAUGCAGAAGUCGUUGACGAUCAUGAUCACCCGAACUACGGCAGGGAAACACGCGAUACCUUGCACCAACGUAACCAAUAA
Messenger RNA from Pichia membranifaciens NRRL Y-2026, 864 nucleotides. RefSeq lists its product as hypothetical. Gene Ontology annotation, molecular function: ubiquitin-specific protease binding; misfolded protein binding. Gene Ontology annotation, biological process: endoplasmic reticulum unfolded protein response. Bases 1 to 864 code for a protein of 287 amino acids. Gene Ontology annotation, cellular component: Hrd1p ubiquitin ligase ERAD-L complex; endoplasmic reticulum membrane. NCBI's taxonomy places the organism in Eukaryota, Fungi, Ascomycota, Pichiomycetes, Pichiales, Pichiaceae. The transcript has a single exon. The record is from RefSeq and is a predicted model, not a curated record.